Messenger RNA from Lepus europaeus (European hare), 912 nucleotides. It is a transcript of the gene DAZL, whose product is annotated as deleted in azoospermia like. Bases 1 to 912 code for a protein of 303 amino acids. The transcript is spliced from 11 exons. The record is from RefSeq and is a predicted model, not a curated record. NCBI's taxonomy places the organism in Eukaryota, Metazoa, Chordata, Mammalia, Lagomorpha, Leporidae. Gene Ontology annotation, molecular function: mRNA 3'-UTR binding; protein binding.
AUGUGCAUUGUGCAGCUAGGCUUCCGUUCUGCUGCAAAUUCUGAGACUCCGAACUCAACAAUCUCCAGAGAGGCCGGCACCCAGUCCUCAGCAGCUACAGCCAACCAAGGCUAUGUUUUACCAGAAGGCAAAAUCAUGCCCAACACUGUUUUUGUUGGUGGAAUUGAUGUCAGGAUGGAUGAAACUGAAAUUAGAAGUUUCUUUGCUAGAUAUGGUUCUGUUAAAGAAGUGAAGAUAAUCACGGAUCGAACUGGUGUGUCCAAAGGCUAUGGAUUCGUUUCGUUUUAUAAUGACGUGGAUGUGCAGAAGAUAGUAGAAUCACAGAUAAAUUUCCAUGGUAAAAAGCUGAAACUGGGCCCUGCAAUCAGGAAACAAAAUUUAUGUGCUUAUCAUGUGCAGCCACGUCCUUUGGUUUUUAAUCCUCCUCCACCACCGCAGUUUCAGAGUGUGUGGAGUAACCCAAACACUGACACUUACAUGCAGCCUCCAGCCAUGAUGAAUCCAAUAACUCAGUAUGUUCAGGCAUAUCCUCCUUACCCAAGUUCACCAGUUCAGGUCAUCACUGGAUAUCAGCUGCCUGUUUAUAACUAUCAGAUGCCACCACAGUGGCCUACUGGGGAACAAAGGAGUUAUGUUAUACCGCCGGCUUAUGCAACUGUUAACUACCACUGUAACGAAGUUGACCCAGGAGCUGAAGUGUUGUCGAAUGAAUGCUCAGUUCACGAAGCUGCUCCGUCCCCGGGAAAUGGCUCACAAAAGAAAUCUGUGGACCGAAGCAUACAGACAGUGGUAUCUUGUCUUUUUAAUCCUGAGAACAGGCUGAGAAACUCCCUUGUUACUCAAGAUGAUUACUUCAAGGAUAAAAGAGUGCAUCAUUUUAGAAGAAGCCGGGCAGUACUCAAAUCUGUCUGA